Molecule: messenger RNA, 1018 nt
Organism: Moneuplotes crassus
Lineage: Eukaryota; Ciliophora; Spirotrichea; Euplotida; Euplotidae
Source: the annotation of a GenBank genome assembly
AAUAUGAAAGAAGCUUUCAGUCUUACGACAGUACCCUCUCUUGACCCAGUGUCUGCAGGAAUCAGAAGGAAUUUUAAGAGCAACCCUAGAAGCUACAAAAUGAAAUCAGUACUCUGCUCAUCAAUGGUCAAAGAGAUUGCCUUCAUUGAUAAGCUACGUCGGUCAGGAACUCUUUUCGCUGGAGAUAAGCCAAAGUCCAUCAAAGAUGAGGAUUCAGAGUCCAGUUUGGAGCGAAAAAUUAGAUUCUUUUAUUCCCCAUAUAACAAAAUGGGGAAUUAUAAGCCGUACAUGAAGUUUGAGAUAGAAGACGAAGAUAACUGUCUCCAGAGUUUAUCGGUAUCUCCUAAGAGAAAAUCAACUUGGAAUAAGCUGUCCAAGAUUAUUAUUAAAGAAGACCCCAAAACAUGGAAAUAAAAUGGUCAAUAAUAUCUCUCACAUUUAUGUCAAUAAUCCUAAAAAGUUUGGUGAUAGUCUAAAGCCUCGAUCAAAUUAUUCCAGAAGUAAAGUAUCUAUCUCUACUUUUAAUGAGACUCAACCUGGGAACAAGCUGCAACCUUCCAAGUUUAGGAAGUCUUAUGUCCAUAAGAAGAGGAAGAUUAUGGUUAAACACAUCAAACCGAGACUUACUAAAGUUGAUCAUCAUAAGACUCUUGACCAUCAUACAGUUACAGUAAAUAAAGUGGCAAAAAGUCGUCCUUUCUCUCCUGAAGCUAGGCAUAAAAAGCUACUUGAUGAUAUUACGAACAUAAAACUUGCUAAGGAGUCAUGUGAGAACCCUAUUUUCUUACUUUCCCCACGCCCUGAGCAUCCAAGGUCGCAUCAGCCACAGGUGCCUACUAGGAGAAGACUUCAUUUGAGUAAAAACAAAGCAUUAUGUCUUAAGAAGAAACAGGUUUUUAUGUCUAAAGGAGACAAUUUCAUCAAAAGAGCCAGGAGGAGGGCUAAAAUUAGCACUACCAAAGUGCCCAUUAGAGUCGAUCGCAGUCACUAAUUCAUAUCUAAAUAUUUGUUAACUAUA